AACUUAAAAUAUUUAUAAAAUGAAUUCUGAUUCUAGUUCAAUGUCCAGCCGAGCCUCAUCUCCAGAUAUGGAUGACAUGUAUCUGAGAAGCCACCACCAUCAUCAUCACCAUCAUCACCACCAAGACAGCAGAAUGAACUCUGUCUCCUCUACUCAAAAUGACAUUAUGCAGAAGAUGUCAGAUGAAGUUCACAUAAGACACUCUUCAAAACCUGAAGGAGAAAGCAGCAAAUAUAAAAUUAAGAAGCAACUGUCAGAGCAAGACUUGCAGCAGCUGAGGCUGAAAAUCAAUGGAAGGGAGCGCAAAAGAAUGCAUGACCUGAACCUUGCUAUGGACGGCCUGAGGGAAGUCAUGCCCUAUGCUCAUGGACCCUCUGUGAGAAAACUUUCCAAAAUUGCUACUCUUCUGCUUGCAAGAAACUACAUCUUGAUGCUUACAAGCUCACUGGAGGAAAUGAAGAGGCUAGUGGGUGAGAUCUAUGGGGGCCAUCAUUCUGCAUUUCACUGUGGGACUGUGGGACAUUCUACCACUCACCCAGUUCACCCACCAAAUGCGGUCCAUCAGAUGCAUCCCAUCCUGGGCAGUGCAUUGUCUUCUAAUAACACAUCUGGCCUUUCUGGACCAUUACCAGGAAUUGGCAGCAUAAGACCUGCACAUUCUCUGCUCAAAACUACAUCGACCCCUCCGCUCCCUCUUGGCAGCAGUUUUCAACAUUGGGCAGGCCUACCUUGUCCUUGUACUAUCUGUCAGAUGCCACCACCACCUCAGCUGUCUACUCUAUCGGGCAGCCUGAACAGGAUCACUGCAGAAACUAAGGACUUACUAAAAUAAUAUUAUUUACUGUACAGUACACAACACAAGAGACUUGAAUAUCACUUUUCAUCUAUUGGUAUUAAUUGCAUAUAUAAAUAUAGAUUUGUGGUGAUGCAGGAAGACACAGACAAAUACCUGUUUGCAUGCAUGCUUUUUCUUAUUUUUCUAUGCCAUUCUUUUAGUUUUCACAUUCUCUGUUAUAAUUUAUAAAGAUAAACUAUCUCAACAAGGUAAAGAUUAGGUGGAUUCUUGUGAUAAUAUGUUAUAUGUAAGUUUCUUGUCAUAAUGUGAAUAUUUGCAAAGAAGUGGAUGGUUAAUAGAGAUAAUAUAGCAAAUCUUUGAAAUGCUAUCAAAUACCUGUCUAUGU
Messenger RNA from Hyla sarda, 1181 nucleotides. Its product is annotated as oligodendrocyte transcription factor 3-like. The coding region runs from base 20 to 832 and encodes 270 amino acids. NCBI's taxonomy places the organism in Eukaryota, Metazoa, Chordata, Amphibia, Anura, Hylidae. The transcript has a single exon. The record is from RefSeq and is a predicted model, not a curated record. Gene Ontology annotation, molecular function: protein dimerization activity.